AUGGUAAAACAACGUCGUUCGUUUUUUGUCGAUGAUAUCUUACAUAUGGUAAUGCCAGUAAAUAAAAAUACAAAUUAUUCCAAUCAAAUUAACGAUCGUAAACGUAAACGAUCAAUCAUAUCUGAAGAUAAUAAUAAAGAAGAAAACGAUAGUAUCGAAGAUGAUAUAUCAAAUAAAAAAUUUCGAUCAUAUAACAAUGAAAGAAAGGAUAAUGAUGAUGAUGAUGACGAUGACAAUGGUGAAUCAAAAGAUUCACAAAUACUCAAUGCAUCAGGAGAUGGUGGCACUGGUGAAGAGUCAUCAUCUGGUGAUGAUAGUAAUAGCGUCAAUCGUUAUAGUGAUGAUGAUUUAUGUGCAUCAAGUUCAUGUUUGGCAGCAAUUAAUUUACGAAAAAAUAAAAAACAACGCAAACCACGCACAGCCUUUACCGAUGCUCAAUUAAAUACAUUGGAGAAAAAUUUUGAACGACAAAAAUAUUUAAGUGUACAAGAACGAUUAGAACUUGCAAAUCGUCUUCGUCUUUCUGAUACACAGGUAAAAACAUGGUAUCAAAAUCGAAGAACUAAAUGGAAACGACAAGCAUGUCUUGGACUUGAAUUAUUUGCUGGCGCCACAUUACAACGUUGGAUUCAACGACAACCACAUUUACUUGCUGCUGCUGCUGCUGCUGCGUAUCGACCACCAGGAGAUAUGACUAGUGCUAUCGGUCCAUUUGGUUCAGCUCUAUUAAGCGAAGCAAAAGCAGCAGUAGCAGCCAAUCCUAAUAUUCAUAUAUUUUCUCCGGCAUCUCUUACUUUCCAUCGUCAAGAAUAA
Rotaria sordida is the source of this 813-nucleotide messenger RNA. The record is from the annotation of a GenBank genome assembly. NCBI's taxonomy places the organism in Eukaryota, Metazoa, Rotifera, Eurotatoria, Philodinida, Philodinidae.